This is a messenger RNA of Peniophora sp. CBMAI 1063, 2013 nucleotides long. Lineage: Eukaryota; Fungi; Basidiomycota; Agaricomycetes; Russulales; Peniophoraceae. The record is from the annotation of a GenBank genome assembly.
AUGUUAGGCAAGAGCCUACCCGAGUACAUCUUCAUCCGACUGUCCAUCCUCGGCCUGCGCUCAGUCUUCCCGGCAUGCGCCCUCUACCUCGCGCGGGAGAUCUACCUCUCACAUAGCCUCCUCUCGCCUUUCAACUUGUACGCCUUGGCAGAGGUUCUGUUCUACUUCCUUGUCUUCCUCCCCAGAUCAUCACGUCUACAAGCCGAAGCCGUAAGCGCCCCGCGCCUCAACGCCGAAGAACGGCGCGCCCUCUUCGAGCGCUGCCGCACAUGCAUGGACGGCGACGCCCUAUCAGGCUGGUUCACCUCCGCCUCCACCUCCACCUCCGCCGAUAAACGCGUCAAAAAAGAAAACAUGGCAGAAUGGCUCAACUGGUCGCUGUUCUCGACCACGUCGGAGCUGGCGCGGGAGGAGUGGAAGGAGGAGAUGGAGUAUUAUCUGUCGUUCUUCGACGCGCUGUUUGGGUAUACGCUUGAUGUGGGGAGGAAUAGGGAUUUGGGGACGUUGAGGUUGGCUGUUGAUCCGGUUGUGGCGUGUCAUAGGCCGCUGCUUUGGUACGGGGUCGUAUGCCUCGUAGAUGCACUCACGAGCACCGCGCUUUGGAGAAUGGGCUUCCGGCACUACAACGUCAACGAAUGGUUCACGGCCUUCCCACCGCGGCCCAUCCUCUCCCUCGUCUCCGACCACAGCUCGAACCCCGGCAUCCCGUACUGGUACCGCCCGCACAAUUCAAAAGACAAGCUUCCCAUCCUUUUCCUGCACGGCAUCGGCAUCGGCCUAUGGACCUACACCGACUUCUUCCGCGAACUCAUCGACAUAGAUCCAGACAUCGGCGUCCUCGCCCUCGAGAUCCUCCCCAUAAGCAUGCACAUCACGCACCCGCCCCUCCCGCGCGCCCAAAUGCACUCUACCAUCACCCGCAUCCUCGACGCGCACAACCUGCCCCGCGUCGUGCUGAUGUCGCACUCGUACGGCACGGGCCUCAGCGCGCAGAUCCUGCACGAUCCGGCCUUGGAAUCGAGGGUCGCGGCGACGCUGUUCGUCGACCCGAUACCCUUUUUAUUGCACCACCCCUCCGUCGCGUACAACUUCCUCUACCGCGCACCGCGCACCGCGAACGAGUGGCAGCUGUGGUACUUCGCCUCGCGCGACGCGGACGUCGCGCGCGCGCUGGGGCGCCACUUCCAUUGGUUCGAGAACGUGUUAUUUCGUGAAGAGUUGGAGGGGAAGAGGGUUGCGGUGUCGGUUUCGGGGAGGGAUCAGGUCGUUGAUGGGCACGCUGUGAGGAGAUAUCUGACGGGGGAUGACGUGGCCAGAACGUACUGGGAGAAGGAGGGGCUGGAGGUGCUUUGGUGGCCGGAGCUGGACCAUGCUACGGUUUUUGAUACGCGGGAGAGGAGGAAGAGGUUGGUGGAGGUUGUGGGGCGUGUGCCUUUGAAAACACCCGUGAAAUCGUGCGAUAUUCCGUCUACAUUCAAAGCCUGGCAAGGCGAUUGGGCGCUCAAAGGCCAGAACAUAUCAAGGGGCGAUCUGCAGCAGGCUUACAGUCAGGCACCAGAAGACUUGAAACAGGCUGUCGAGUGGCAGGUGAAAUGGGAUUCUCCGGUGGUCAUGGUUUCCGACCACAGUCGACGCUGGCAUGAGUACGUUCGUCGGAGAGAAGCGGGUACCCAUGAGGAUAUUCUGUCGGUGCACAAGUUCGAACAAGAAUAUGAUGCGGCAUCUCCUGCUACCCAAAGGGCCGUCCAACUCACCGUUUCGGCAUGGACUAGUUACAAUGGACCCGCCAGGUUGGAACCUCCUGAACGUGAUCGUCUCGCGAGCGUAAUUGAGGAUGCCUCUCCCUCCCUGAAGCUUGCUCUGUGCUUCGUUUUGAAGAUGGGCCUCGACCUCCCGUACCAACGCAUGCAGACCAUCGACGAGAAGAAAGCGAGCAUUCAACAAGUUGUGGCACAGCAUCGGGCACGUGUGCCUGCUUGGGAUGUGCGCGGCAAGGCAGCGGGUCUGUGGUGA